Molecule: messenger RNA, 1444 nt
Organism: Anoplopoma fimbria (sablefish)
Lineage: Eukaryota; Metazoa; Chordata; Actinopteri; Perciformes; Anoplopomatidae
Gene: crb3a
Product: crumbs homolog 3a
Exons: 5
Coding region: 423-770 (115 amino acids)
Source: RefSeq, a predicted model, not a curated record
UCGACUAUCAGGAGGUAAAUCAUAAUGUGAUAUACAUUUGAUUAAAGUUGUCUUUUAUAGAUAACAUAGUAUAUUUUGAGGAGUUUUUCUUUUUUUUUUAUGGCCACAGGAGGACUGCUCUGCUUCAGUGGGCUGAACUGUGUUUCUCUUCGACUUUGUACAAAGGAGUAUCUGUCUGCUCUGCUGCAGGUGGAUAACUGCGCUCAGUUUUGACAAGGUGAGGCGGAAGCGAGGAAUCCACCUGCUCGAUGUUUCCCGUUUUGCUUUGAUCACCUGAAAACCACCCGAUCAAUGGUGUCUUCAGCUGUUCAAGAUGGGCAAUUAAAUCCACCCAGUGAAUGUUGGACCCAGUGAAAUGGACCCGAGCUGACGCCCCAAAGCCCCAGCCUGCCCUCACUUUGCCCUGCUAGGCACGGGUAGAGAUGGCAGCCUGUCCGGAUGUGCUGGUCAUGCCUGGAGUUUUGGUCAGGAGUGUUUUACUGCUGGUACUGAGCAGUAAUCCUGUGUGGGGGAAUUAUACUACGCUUGCAGGGGACACCAGUAACACUAAUAACACUACUGGACCCAACAUUGCAGCUAUCGUGGCCCCCACGGUCACCCUGGGUGUUCUGGCCAUAGUGUUGGCCGUCCUCGGCUGGCUCUUCUGCGUGGUGAAAAAGAGGAGACAGACUGAAGGGACGUAUAGACCCAGUGCGGAGGAACAGUCCGGUGCACGCGGUGUGGCGGCUCCAGAUGCUUUAAAGUUACCAAAGGAGGAAAGACUCAUUUGAGAGUUUGUGCUUUAUGUCUUUGGAAAAUGUCGUACAGACAAAGACGGCAAGCGUUUGCAUAGCAUCGUUCCCACGUGAGGAGGCUCUAUGUGUUGAGCUGAGAGGACAGAUUUGAGUUUUUAUUUCAACAAGCACUGACCAGUUCCUGCAUGGCAUGAAAAAAUGCACCUGGAUGUCUGGAUCUCGCCCAUUUUAGGAACAAUUGAACAUUUCAAGGAGGUUUUGAACAUUUCCACUGCACAAAUGAUGCUUCAGUAUUUUAUCACCACUAAUAAUUUUAGUUUAGAGAUGUUUAUCUAGUUUCAGUUGACACUAACCAUGUACCAAUACUUGAUUUGAUUAAGUCUUAUAUGAAAUACUUUCACUGGCAAAAUCAAUACCAAUCCUUUACCUCAAACUUAUUUUAGUUUUUGAUACCGUAUCUUAAAUCAUGACAUGUUUCUUAGCCUUAUAAUGAUGAGUGUCAAACUCAAUUGAUUUUAUAAAGACGGAUGUAUGUUAAAAAUGUAGUUAUACUGAGCAAUUGUUUAUACUCAAGUACUCAAACUAAUUUAAAGUCACAUUAUUUCGAGAUCAUUUCAUCACUAGUGCAACAUGUGACAUUAUAAUCAAGCAGAUGUUUUACAAUGUUACAUGUUUAUUUAUGCUUUUUUCAAAUAAAUGUCUGAAAAAUA